GUUCUGGACAGUCGAUCGAUCGAUCAGCACAUUGAGCUGGCGUCCAAAGCACGAUGGCGUGCUCAUUCGCUCCCGUGACGAGCACUCCCUCCCUCUUGCGCCAUCCUUUGUGCCCUCAGAAUCAGCUUGUUGACUCUCUGUCCUCGACUCACGCUUCAUUAAGCGGUGCCCCAAUUCACAGCCUGAAGACAGCGCACCACCGCUCAUCAAUUCAGUAUGGGCAGCAUUUAAGAGUCCAAUGUAAAGCGGCACCGGAAAAGACUGCGCCAACAGCAGAGUCGUCUCUUCCUGUGAAGGCUGCGUGGUAUGCCUCAGAGGCGUUUGGGCAGGCCGUGGCGGCAUUUCGUCCCAAGAAGGACAAGGAGGAGGAAGAUGAGAUCGAUGAGGCGGUGCUGCCCUUGUCCCAUGAGGAGGUUGUGGCCCUGCUGCGGGCUGAUUAUGACAAAUCGUACUUUGUCACAGGCGACAUGACAACCCGGAUCUACGACAAGGACUGCGAGUUUGCGGACCCGUUUGCCAGCUUUAGAGGGCUCUAUCGCUUCAAGCGAAAUGUCAGCAACCUUGGCAGCUUCAUGGAGGAGGUCAACCUGACCAUCACUGAUUGGCAGGAGUCUGAGAAUAAGAUCGCAGCCAAGUGGCGGUUCAGAUGUGUGUUGGGCCUUCCCUGGCGGCCAAUCCUUGCAGCUUCCGGGGGAACAGAGCACUACUUCGACCCAACAAGCAAGAAAAUAGUCAAGCACGUUGAGAGCUGGGAUAUCUCCCCGGCAGAUGGGCUUCGGCAGCUCAUUAAGCCUAACCCCAAACAGAAAAAGAAAAGCUGAGUACCAUCUUGAGGGUCGGUGGAGUUGUCUACAUUGUGAAUUUGUUACUUGAAAUCUGCUCGAUUCAGCUCUGUGAUAUUCUUUCUAUCUGUAGGAACCCAGAACUUAGGCAACUUGUACGGGUUGUUAAGAUGAGACAUGUACUAUAGGUGCUUCGUUGCAGCUACGAGGCGCGUGUAUUUUUGAGUUGCGUGUUGGACCUAGGUGCUGCAAUCCGCAGUCAUAAGUUGCAUUUUGCUGUACAAGCUAGGCGUCUCCUUGCACAGCGAAUGAAUGCAGCUUUUGUCAAACUAAGAAUGUCGAAAUGGUGCAUAUGCACAUGACCCCGGUAACCCCGGC
Klebsormidium nitens is the source of this 1160-nucleotide messenger RNA. Lineage: Eukaryota; Viridiplantae; Streptophyta; Klebsormidiophyceae; Klebsormidiales; Klebsormidiaceae. The record is from the annotation of a GenBank genome assembly.